GUGUGUGUGUGUGUGUUUCAGGUGACGGUCAUGCACUCGAUGCAGGCUGGGUAUCUGGAGAAAGCCCAGAAAUACGCUGAUAAAGCCCUCAUGCAGCUGGAGAAGCUGAAGAUGCUGGACUGCAGCCCCAUCCUGUCCUCGUUUCAAGUCAUUCUGCUGGAGCACAUCAUCAUGUGUCGUCUGGUGACGGGACACAAGGCCACAGCGCUGCAGGAGAUCUCUCAGGUGUGUCAGCUCUGUCAGCAGUCUCCACGGCUCUUCUCCAAUCACGCGGCUCAGCUCCACACGCUGCUGGGUUUGUACUGUAUCUCUGUUAACUGUAUGGAUAACGCUGAGGCCCAGUUCACUACAGCGCUGCGGCUCACCUCCCAUCAGGAGCUGUGGGCGUUCAUCGUCACUAACCUGGCGAGUGUGUACAUCAGAGAGGGAAACAGACAUCAGGAGCUCUACAAUCUAUUAGAGCGGAUAAACCCGGACCACAACUUCCCCGUCAGUUCUCACUGUCUGCGCGCCGCUGCCUUCUACAUCCGAGGCCUUCUGUCCUUCUUCCAGGGACGCUACAAUGAAGCCAAGCGUUUCCUGCGUGAGACGCUGAAGAUGUCCAAUGCGGAGGAUCUGAACCGUCUGACGGCCUGCUCUCUGGUGCUGCUGGGACACAUAUUCUACGUGCUGGGGAACCACAGAGAGAGCAACAACAUGGUGGUUCCUGCGAUGCAGCUGGCCAGCAAAAUCCCAGACAUGUCUGUGCAGCUCUGGUCAUCAGCUCUGCUCAAGGAUCUCAAUAAGGCCUGCGGGAACUCCAUGGACGCGCAUGAGGCUGCACAGAUGCACCAGAACUUCUCCCAGCAGCUCCUGCAGGAUCACAUCGCCGCCUGCAGCCUUCCAGAACACAACCUCAUCAGUUGGACUGAAGGCCCUCCACCUGUGCAGAUUCAAGCUCAGAACGGACCCACCACCAGCCUGGCCAGCCUGCUUUAAACACACACACACGCACACACGCUGUACAUACAGGUCGUCCUCACACUCUCACACACACGCUCAUGGGCUGUGUUCAGAGCAAGGACAGAUGGGGGUCAAAGGUCACAGCAGAUCUGUGUUUUAGUUCAGAGUGUUUGUGUCCUGCUCCUCCUCGUCUGUUUAAUUGCUGUCGUCACACAUCGUUCCUCAGACGGGUUUAGCUGUACUAGUUAGCAGCAGUAACCAGCGCUGCGUCAUUCAGUGUGCGAGGAUGAAUCUGCAGCAUCCUCCGAUCGAUAAACUAGAGACAAGUGACUCUGAAUUCAUAGUAACUCCUCAAACCUCAUAUUCACCACAAAAUAAAACCGAUUUCAGUCAGAAAAAUGAAGCCUUAGGUUUUAGGAAUUAUUUUUUUUUUUUUUGCAUUGUCUUUUUUAACCCUUAAAUUCUCAUUAUUGUAAUCUUA
Sinocyclocheilus grahami is the source of this 1423-nucleotide messenger RNA. RefSeq names its product MAU2 chromatid cohesion factor homolog. The record is from RefSeq and is a predicted model, not a curated record. Lineage: Eukaryota; Metazoa; Chordata; Actinopteri; Cypriniformes; Cyprinidae. The coding region runs from base 31 to 978 and encodes 315 amino acids. Gene Ontology annotation, molecular function: protein binding. The transcript is spliced from 12 exons. Gene Ontology annotation, biological process: mitotic sister chromatid cohesion.